Molecule: messenger RNA, 4908 nt
Organism: Trichechus manatus latirostris (Florida manatee)
Lineage: Eukaryota; Metazoa; Chordata; Mammalia; Sirenia; Trichechidae
Gene: PRRG4
Product: proline rich and Gla domain 4
Exons: 5
Coding region: 79-762 (227 amino acids)
Cellular component (GO): extracellular region; plasma membrane
Molecular function (GO): calcium ion binding
Source: RefSeq, a predicted model, not a curated record
UCACAGAAACUCGAAGUGCUGAGCUAGGGGCUUUUUUGACGUGUUUUUUGUUUUAGUUUGUUUGACAGUUGCCAGACCAUGUUUAAACUUCUGAUUCUACUCAGCCACCUGUCCAUAGUUACCUUCGGAUUUCCUCAUUGCACAAGAAGUCCAGCGGAUUCCGGGCAUGCGAAAGAAGAAGUCUUCACAUCCAAAGAAGAAGCCAACUUUUUCAUACAUCGACGCCUCCUAUAUAAUAGAUUUGAUUUGGAACUCUUCACUCCCGGUGACCUAGAAAGAGAGUGCAAUGAAGAGCUUUGUAAUUAUGAGGAAGCUAGAGAGAUUUUUGUGGAUGAAGACAAAACGAUGACAUUUUGGCAGGAAUAUUCAGUUAAAGGACCAACAACAAAAUCAAAUGAUAACAGACAGAAAAUCGAUGUUAUGGGCCUUUUGACUGGAUUAAUUGCUGCUGGAGUAUUUUUGGUUAUCUUUGGAUUACUUGGUUACUAUCUUUGUAUCACAAGGUGUAAUAGACAACGACAUCCAAGUUCUUCAGCCGUCUAUGAAAGAAGAGGCAGGCACACUCCCUCCAUCAUUUUCAGAAGACCUGAGGAAGCUGUCUUGUCUCCAUCGCCACCUUCUGCGGAGGACACAGGAUUACCUUCUUAUGAACAGGCAGUGGCCCUGACCAGAAAACACACUGUCUCGCCGCCACCACCAUAUCCUGGACCAGCAAAAGGGUUUAGGGUAUUUAAGAAAUCAAUGUCACUCCCAUCUCACUAAGCCCAUCUUGCCAUCUUGGUGGUAGAGGAAAUUUGUUACUCGAAUGGUUCGUUCUCCUGGAAUCAAAAAAGACAUGUUAAUCCAGCCCUUUAAAACAAACUGCAGGGAGCAAAAGAGGAACAAGCAUGUGUGCUGCACCACAGAAGUUCUGUCUGCAUCUUGGACCUGAACUUGAUCAUUACCAGCUUGAUGGGAAACUUCAACUCCAUUGCCUUGCAGUUAAGAACAAAGCACCUUUUUGUAAUGUUUGUUUCAGUGGUUCAAAAAAAAUCUGUUUUAUCGAUGGCAUAGUUAGAACUGGUAAACAGAUUGUAUCCUUUUGUACAGAUAAAGGUUGUAGAUUUCUUGUGUUGAAUAUGAAAAAAAUGUAAGAAUUUUUCAUCAUUAGAUUAUCCCUAGAGAUGAUAUUAGACUCAGUCUUUAUUAGGAUUUGUUUUUGGUUGGAAAUACUUCACAGAAUUUGAUGUUUCAAUAUAAAUUGGUGACCUUAAUAUAAUCAUUUGGUUUUGUAUUUUAAAUUAUGGCAUAGCAUUUACCAUACUUUGCAGGUUUUAGUUGUUAACUCUUGCUAUCAGUCAUAUUUCAUUAUGGGGAAAUGGGGUUAGUAGUUUUAUUUUAAAAAAAAAAAAUGCUACUACUUGAUAUGGAGUUAGUUCUUCAGAGGGUACAGGGUUGCAAUGGCAAGGAUUUGCAAGGAGUGCUACACUAGCAAAUAAAUAAAUGAGCCUCAAAUCUAAGAGUGACUAGAACUUGAUAUAGUUGCCCAUAGUCACUCAUCUUUUAGAGCUAAAUUAUCUGUAUAUAACUACAUGUAAUUAUCUUUAAAAUUAUUUGAACUCUGUACAUAAUACUUUGAGAAUCUGGAAAAAAUAAUUUUAUUUUCUGCUACUAAAAUAAUACUGAUUAAAUUUACCAUCAACUUCUCGCAUCUGUUAAUAUAUCUGAACACAAAAGAAAAACAUCCUAGAUAAUCAUUUCAACCCACACUUUGUUCUUUAAACCUUAUAUAUGACCAGUCUCUCCUUAAGAAUAUAAUAGAAUAUAAGCUAUAAACUUCUGAAGUGAGUGUGUGCACCAAGUUAUGUUGGUAGGUGUAUAUGUGUGUGUAUGUGUAUAUAUAAAUUUGUUUCCACUUUGAAGGAAGACAAGAAAGAACAUGCUUUUGAGAAAUAGGAUAGAAAAUUCUGUUCUUGAUGUUUUGGCCAGGUAUUGUAUUUUCCUGUUAUUUAAGAUCAUUGAUAAAACUUUAUUUUGUUUUAUAAUUUUUUACAGGGGUGAGACUGCAACCCACAUGGAUUUGAUUAUUCCUUCCAAAUUAAGUGUUUAGGAAGUAUAAAUCAUAUUACAAUGCAUGUGUGAUAUGCUUAAGACAGCACAGUCUUAAGGCAGAUAAAAGUAAGAUCUUAAUCAUUAGAGACGACCAAAGAUUAUCAGACUCUCUGUAGUUGCUUAUCGCAAGUAAGUCAUCUAGCAACAUGUAGAUUUAAUUAGGAAAAGUGGUUUGUUUAAAGCCACCCACAGUACCUAUAAAAAUUCUGCUAUUAAACCUUCCUUGACUUUACAUAGGCACUUUUUCUCAUGUAACUUUGCACUUGGCACUUACUUUAAUCCUCCCUAAAAGGUCAGAGGCAAACUCCACCUUGCUCACGUUGUAAUAAUCAGAUUAAGACAUGGAAUGAUAACUUGCCUACAAUCUACCAGGUUGGUGAGAACUGGGUUUAGAAUGAGCGAGCACACUUUUUUCCAGUUCCAUCUCAUGCCUAUAGAAUGAUGCUGUCUGAAAUUAUGAAAUCUGGGGAUGUUAUCACUUAAUUCUAACUUUGUGAGGGAAAUUUAUAAACAUUUGUCAUAUCCAUAUCUAUAUCUAUUUCUGAAGGCUAACAGAAAUAUAAGACGUUGAUAAUCUUUUACAGAAUCAUAAUUUGAAAAAUCCCCUGAACUCAUUUAUCCCCAUUAACUCCCAAAGGCCUAAUUGUGAAGCUAGCUUCGGAACCUGUGACACAAACCCCCUCACAGCAGCCUAAAUGUGUCAUCUGCCAUCAUUUAGUGUAACACUGUUGCUCUAGCUUGAAUGAAUCUAGAAUUCAUUCUGAAGAUUGUAGAAUCACUGGUAUUUAUAGAGCAUCCAAUGUCAAGUUCAUGAUACACCAAGUAUAAAAGAGAAAAUGUGAUAUAACCAUAAUUGACAAAUGCUUAUAUUGAUUAAAAGGAAAAUGUCACAAUCUAAAAUCAUCGUUAUAUAUUUCUAUCUCAUUUUUUUUCUCUUCCUGUUGUGCUUUUGGUGGAUUUUUGGUUUCAUAGUACUUUUGGUGGGUUUUUGGUUUUGUUUGAUCUGGUUUGUUUGUGCUUCUUACCCAGGCAAUUGAUUAGUGUUAACCAUUAAAUCUAUUUUGACACAAGGUUUGCUAUAUAUUUAGAUUAGUUUUCACUUCUAAUAAAAUCAGAAAAUGAAUGGAAUAUGGGUAUCAAAAGGAGACUGGACAUUUAUAAGUUAUAGCUUCAGGAGGAUAGAUAAUUAUACAUGGAAUAUUCUCUUUUCAAAAAGAAAAAAAAAAUCAUAAAGAUAACACAGACUCUGUGACUGUGGCAAGUAUUUGAGUAUCUCAAUAAUUGCCCUCCGAGUGAAUACAUAGGGGUGUAGCCUCUCAGAUCAAUUACAAACUCUAGAACAACGGUGUCCUCCAUGCCUUAAGUUUCCUGUUUGCUUCUAAAAUUCUAAUCAUUUUUUUCUAUUUCUCAGAAAAUUUAUGUGUGUGUAUACUUUUCCUAUAUGUACAAGAGAAUUUUUUAAUGCUAAAAGAUUUGCUAGUUCCAGUAAGUGUGGAUUCUCUAAGAAUUUGAAAUUCUGUUCCACAAUCUUUUCCCCUUUUGAUCAGGAUUCAUCUAUUGAUUCCUUGAUCAGAACGUUCAGGAAUGGUAGUCGGGCACCUGGUCUCAUGGCUAAGGAGGCAGUAGUUCAUGGAGACAGUUAGACCUGCAGUCCAGUCCCUUCUCCAUUUCUUGGGUCUCCUUCCUCUGCUGCUCCAGGCAAAUAGAGACCAAUUGUACCUUGAAUGCCACUGGCAAGCUUUUAAGACCCCAGACACUACUUACCAAAUUAGGGAGUGGAACAGUAGUUCUAAAAACAGUAUUAGGACCUAUUGAGACUGGAGGAACCCCCAAAUCUAUCAUUCUGAGAAGAGCUUCAAGCCAUGAACUGAGAUUAUCCCCUGAAGUUGUCCUUAAACUAAAUAACUGUUUAGCUAAAUUAGUAAUGAAUAUUUGACAUGAACAUUGCUCUCUUUUAGACAAUUGUCUGUAUGCAAUCAAAUUGUCAACAGUAACUCUAAAGCAUAGAUAAGAAGGUUAGCAGGUAGUGAGUCUAAGCCAAUGGUGGUGAAACAGUAUGGGUAGAGCUAGUGAGAAUGGUGACACAGCGUGAAGAAUAUAACCAGUGUUAUUGAAUUGUACAUGUAGAAAACUGAUGAAUGGAUGUGUGUUUUGCUGUGUAUAUUUCCACCAAAAUUAAAUAAAUAAAAGAUUUUCCAAUACUUAACAAAAAUUCAGUUUCCUAUGCAUACUGUUUUUGUUUUAAUCAGGUGUGAGUUACAAAUUUUAUUAGUUAUUUGUUUGAUUUGAAAUGUUGUAUAUGACAUUUAUGCUAUUUAAGGAAUGUCUAGCAUUUCUCUAAUUUUUUAAAAUUCAGAUUCUUUCAUACAUUCUGCCUGUGUGGUCAUUUUGGAACAUGUGUGACAUGUAUUGAUACCUUCAAUCUUCUCUAUUGUGUAUUUCCUCCAACAGUUUUUUUUGUUGCUUAAAAUAUUUCUCUAACAGUUUUAACAGUGUAAGGUAAUCCAGUACGAAUAUAUCAAUAUUUUCACUAUCUGAAAAAAGCAAUGCAUUUUUUAAUGCAUACUUUUCCUAAAGCGUUGAUUGUGUUUUCAUUUCAAUGAAUUUCCUUUUACAUACACUUUUAUAUAUAUGUAAAUAAACUUUAAGGGCAUUUUAUACUAAGUAAAUAUUGCUUGUUGUUUCAUUUAAGCAUUCUCCUUCCUUAAAUACUGGCAUGCAAUGAUUCAUUUAUCUGAAUUAAAUCUGAACGACACAUUGCAUAUCUUCAAAACAAUGUUUACAGUAUGGUGUUGCUGAAUAUAUCUUUCACCUAGU